Molecule: messenger RNA, 3816 nt
Organism: Camponotus floridanus (Florida carpenter ant)
Lineage: Eukaryota; Metazoa; Arthropoda; Insecta; Hymenoptera; Formicidae
Biological process (GO): DNA integration
Molecular function (GO): nucleic acid binding
Source: RefSeq, a predicted model, not a curated record
AUGAAUAGCAUCACGUUACCGAAGAAUAUUUCUCUGGCAGACCCUAUUUUCCAGGAACCAGGAUCGAUUGAUCUAUUGAUUGGCGCAGAAUUAUAUUGGAAAAUACUUUUAGGCGCAUCGCGAAAUCGCAUAAACGGGCAACCUGCGUUGCAAAAUACAAAGCUUGGCUGGAUAGUAAGAGGUUCUCCAAACGACGAUGAAGCUAAUUCUUCGUCGUCUUGUCUGCACGUGUCGGAUCAAAUAUUGAGUGAACAAGUCGAGCGGUUUUGGAAACAAGAAACGAUUCCCGAGGCCUGUCAAUAUACGAAAGAAGACAUAGAAUGCGAGACAAAGUUUAUCGAAACUACAAGACGAGACGAGACAGGAAGGUUUAUUGUUCGUCUACCAGUACGCAUGAGCGUGAAAUUAGGCAAUUCGAAAGAUUCGGCAUAUCGGCGAUUUAUUGCGCUAGAACGACGAUUGAGUAAAGACCCGACGUUAAGGGCGAGCUACGUGGAUUUCAUGCAAGACUACGAGCAACAAGGACACAUGUCAGCGGUGACGAAUGGAAACGCACUCGAAUCGGAGUCAUUAUCUGCCACAUCAAGCUAUGUGGCGGCUAUGUUCAGACAGAUCCGUGUGGACAAGCGAGAUCGAGUAUUACAGCGAAUGCACUGGAGAGAAGAUUCGAGUCAACCAGUACAAGUUUUUGAGCUGAACACAUUAACAUAUGGAACAGCAUGCGCUCCAUAUUUGGCGAUGCGUUGUCUUCAACAGUUGGCGAGGGAGCACCUUGUCGAUUUGCCAGAAGCUGCGCAUACCAUUAAGGAAGAUUGUUACAUGGAUGAUAUUUUAACGGGAUCGAGAAGACUCGACGAUGCAAUUAAGUUGCAAAAGAAUAUCUCACAAAUUCUCAUGAACGGGCAAUUUCCUCUUCCACAAGUUUUCGAUCCACUCGGGCUUCUAGCUCCUUUGUUGAUCAACGGUAAAAUAAUUCUUCAGCAAUUAUGGUCGCCUAGCAUCGAAUGGGAUGAAAGUGUACCCGAAAAUAUCCGCGCAACGUGGGAAAGUUACUAUCUCUCCUUGCCGAAAAUCAAUGAAUUACGAAUUCCGAGAAAUGUAAUUCCAAGGCGAAACUCGGAGAAAUUCAAUGUCGUUGGAUUCGGCGAUGCAUCAGAAAAAGCAUACAGAGCAUUAUCACCUUUGAAGACAAUCUCAUUACCCAGAUUAGAACUUGAAGCCGCGCUUUUACUUUCGCGAUUAUACGUAAUAGCGCGAAAUUCGUAUGGUUCAAGAAUCGAUGAAGUUACCCUCUGGAGUGACAGCACGAUAGUGCUUGGUUGGAUAAAAAGUCCACCCUGCUCGCUAAAGACGUUUGUAGCGAAUCGCGUUUCAAAAAUUCAAGAUAUGACGGAAAAUAUUGCCUGGCAUCAUGUGUCUUCUAAAAAAAAUCCUGCUGACUUAAUCACGAGAGGGGUCAGCGUGGACACGCUAUUGAAUAGCGGCCUCUGGUGGAAUGGUCCCCACUGGUUAAAAUCCGAUUCUUAUCGACCCGAACAGGAAGAAGAGGCGGAAAUGAAUCUACCGGAAAUGAAAUCCACAACGAUGACAAUGAAGACAACGGAGGAUUACGUAUUGAUGAGAUAUUCCUCCUUUGACAAGCUCAAACGGGUGAUUGCGUAUUGCAUGCUAUUCAAGAAUAACGCUCUCAACAAGAAGAAAAUUGGCGGUCCAUUGACGGUUGAAGAAUGCGAUGAGGCUGAAAAAGCGAUAGUAAAAUUGGUGCAACAAGAAACAUUUCGUCAAGAGAUUCGAGAUUUGAAGGAGCAACGAGAAAUCUCACGCAAAAGCCAAAUACGAGGAUUAGAUUCCUUCCUGGAUACAGACGGUCUGAUUCGAGUGGGAGGGAGAUUCCGAAAUUCAAAUCUACCCUGGACACAAAAGCAUCAAAUAAUUUUGCCGGCCAAGCAUUUUGUAAUCGGUUUGAUUAUACGCAGUGAGCAUGUUAGACAUUAUCAUUGCUCAUCGGAGCAGCUUCUCAACGUAGUUCGGAAUCGUUAUUGGCCAGUAUGUGGCAGACAAGAAGUGCGAAAGCUUGUUAAAGGCUGUCUGACUUGUUUUCAAUUUAGGCCAACAGUACAGGAUGCAAAAAUGGGAAAUUUGCCCAAACAACGAGUAAGCGGAUUUAUUAGAUCGUUUACCCACACCGGGAUCGACUACGCGGGACCUCUGCAAGUACGAGAAAGUCGACGUCGUGGACGUAUUCAUGUUUCGAAAGGAUACAUAGCCGUGUUUACGUGUCUCAGCACAAAGGUCGUUCACUUAGAACUCGUGUCGGAUUUAACUACGGAAGCAUUCUUAGCAGCCAUGAGUCGUUUUACUGCCCGACGAGGUAUAUGCUCUCAGAUAUUUUCCGAUAAUGGCACAAACUUUGUCGGGGCUUCGCAUGAAUUGAAAAAGAUAUACCGCUUUCUUGAGAAGGAAGCUCGGGAAAUAGAAACAAAUCUCGCUCAACAGCGUAUCGUAUGGAAUUUUUUUCCUCCUCGUGCCCCUCAUUUUGGAGGCAUAUGGGAGGCGGCAGUAAAGAUAACUAAAAGACAUUUUUAUACGGUGACGCAGAGUAGACUGAUGACAUUUGAAGAAUACGCUACACUGCUAACGGAAAUCGAAGCGAUUUUAAAUUCGAGAUCUCUCACACCACUAUCCAAUGAUCCUAAUGAUUUUGAUGCAUUAACCCCAGCCCACUUCCUUAUUGGCGGCUCACUAAGCCAACCUGUCGAGAAUAAUUAUCUGGGAACUCCAGAUAAUCGGUUGCCACACGAGUAUCUGCAAGAACUUCAAAGACGCAAUAAGUGGACAACCUGUAGCAAAAAUAUCGAGUUGAACGCUUUGGUUCUGCUCAAGGACGAUAACGAGAAUAACGAAGAGCAAGAAAGUGACGAGUUCCCAUUAAAUUUAAAUUCUCAAGAAGAUCUAUCGAAUUCAGGCGAUCAAGAGAUAGAUGAUGAGCCCUCAAAUGACUCAACAAUAGAAAAAAUGCCGUUUAUUGCUCCAGAAACGAAACAAAAGAAAAGAAAACUGCACGAUAAAAAGGAUGACGCGAAAUUGGAAGAAGCAUUUAAAAUUCUUAAAGAAUCGGCUGCAAGGAAAGAAAUACCACCUGAUGAUUCUGAUAUGGGAAAAUACGACUAUCCUAAUCCUACUUUUAAUUAUGAAAAUGUUCCAGCUUCAAAUUAUCGUUCUACACAUUUUUAUGAUAAUGAAAUUUUAACAUUUAGUCCACUACCGAAAUUUUUAUUAUUAUAUGUUUCAGUUUUUACAAUAUUUAUGGCAGGUUUAAUAGCUAAUUUUGAGAUAGAUUUAAAGAAGAUUAUUGCUUUAUCAACAUUAAGUCAAUUAGGUUUGAUAAUAAUAACUUUAAGAUUAGGAAUGAAAUUUUUAUCCUUUUAUCAUCUUCUUACUCAUGCGGUAUUUAAGUCUUUAUUGUUUAUAUGUGCAGGAAUUAUAAUUCAUUUUAUAGAUAAUAAUCAAGAUAUUCGAUUUUAUGGAAAAUUAAUGAAUUUGUUCCCUUUUACAAUAAUAAGGUUUUAUAUUUCAAGAUUAGCUUUAAUAGGAUUUCCUUUUUUAGCAGAAUUUUAUUCAAAGGAUUUAAUUAUGGAGAUAAUUUAUAUAAUAAAAUUAAAUUUAUUUAUUUUAAGUUUUAUUAUCUUAUCAAUUAUGUUUACUGUUUCUUAUUCUUUACGAUUAAUAUAUUAUGUUUUCUUUAGGGAAUUUAAAUGGAUUAGAUUAUAUAAUAUUAGGGAAAAUAUGUUAAUAAAUGUAUCAAGUUAUUUUUUA